AUGACUUCACUUUCCUCGAUCGCCGUUGGGAGAGGCCCAUUCGAGCGGGACAUCGAUACCAAUGCCUCCCCUUCCAGCAGCACCGACAGCAACACCACGCCCGAUACCGAGUUCUCGCCCAUGGGAAGCCCGUUCCAGGAGGUGGCCGUCCCGAAGAACAAGAGGUUCCUGGCCAAGAAGAAGUUGGCAAGCCUGACACAGGAGGAGAAGAUUUCCCUCCUAACUGCCGCGGACUUCUGGAGGACAAAGUCGAUCCCGGAGAAGAAUAUCCCUGCAGUUAAAACGAGUGAUGGACCCAAUGGUGCCCGAGGUGGUAUCUUUGUUGGCGGUACCAAGGCUGCAUUAUUUCCCUGCGGUAUUUCAUUGGCCGCCACGUGGAACAAGGCCCUCCUCCGCGAAGUAGGCCGUCAUCUGGCCGAGGAAGCAAAGGCUCGCCAGGCCAACAUUCUCCUUGCGCCCACGGUCUGCAUGCACAGGCAUCCCUUGGGAGGAAGAAAUUUCGAGUCUUUCUCUGAGGAUCCUCUUCUUACUGGCAAGCUUGCCGCUCAGUAUAUCAAGGGUCUUCAGGAGAAUGGUGUGGCUGCUACCAUUAAGCACUUUGUUGGUAAUGAGCAAGAAACGAACAGGUUGACAGUCAACUCCGUGAUUGCCGAAAGGCCACUCCGUGAGAUUUACCUACGGCCGUUUGAGAUUGCCGUCCGCGAGGCCAAGCCAUGGGCUGUCAUGUCUUGUUAUAACCUCGUAAAUGGGGUUCACGCUGACAUGAACACUCACACCUUGAAGGAGGUUCUUCGAGAUGAGUGGAAGUUUGAUGGUGCCGUCAUCUCCGAUUGGGGUGGUGUCAACUCUACCGCCGAGUCCAUCAAAGCUGGUUGCGAUAUCGAGUUCCCCCACUCCAAGAAAUGGCGUUAUGAAAAGGUCAUGGAGGCCCUGAACAAGGGCGAACUCUCCCAGGCUGACAUUGACAGAGCGGCUGAGAACGUCCUCACUCUUGUCGAACGCACAAAAGGAAGCGAUCUGACACCCGAAGCUGCGGAAAAGGAAGAUGACAGAGAGGAAACCCGGGAGCUGAUCCGUGAGGCUGGUAUUCAGGGUCUCACCCUUCUGAAAAAUGAAGGCUCGAUUCUUCCAAUCAACCCCAAGACCACCAAGGUUGCCGUCAUCGGCCCCAAUGCCAACCGAGCUAUCGCUGGAGGUGGUGGAAGUGCCAGCCUGAACCCCUAUUACACCACCCUCCCUCUUGAAAGCAUCCGCAAGGUUGCCAAGAAGCCCGUCACAUACGCCCAGGGCUGCCACAUCUACAAGUGGCUCCCCGUUGCCUCCCCUUACUGCUCCGACAAGACUGGCAAGCCCGGUGUCACAAUCGAGUGGUUCAAGGGUGACAAGUUCAAGGGCGAGCCCGUAACCAUUCAGCGGCGAACCAACACCGAUCUCUUCCUCUGGGACUCCGCACCUCUCGCACAGACUGGCCCCGAAUGGUCUGCCGUCGCAACCACCUACCUCACCCCCAAGCACUCGGGCAAGCACACCAUCUCCUACAUGUCCGUCGGCCCCGGCAAGCUCUACAUCAACGGCAAGCUCUCCCUCGACCUCUGGGACUGGACCGAAGAAGGCGAAGCCAUGUUCGACGGCUCGGUCGACUACCUCGUCGACGUCGAGAUGGACGCCAACCGCCCCGUCGAACUCCGUGUCGAAAUGACCAACGAGCUCCGGCCCGUCACCAAGCAAAAGCAAAUGGGGAUGACCCACCGCUACGGCGGCUGCCGCAUCGGCUUCAAGGAAGAAGACCAAGUCGACUACCUGCAAGAAGCCAUCGACGCCGCCUCCUCUGCCGACGUGGCCAUCGUUAUCGUCGGCCUCGACGCCGAGUGGGAAUCCGAGGGCUACGACCGCCAAACCAUGGACCUGCCCUACAACAGCUCGCAAGACCGCCUCGUCGAAGCCGUCGCCAAAGCCAACCCCAACACCGUCGUCGUCAACCAGUCCGGCUCGCCCGUCACCAUGCCCUGGGCUGACCGCGUUCCUGCCAUCUUACAAGCAUGGUACCAAGGCCAAGAAGCAGGUAACGCCCUCGCGGACGUCCUCUUCGGUCUGCGCAACCCCAGCGGCAAACUGCCCUGCACCUUCCCCAAGCGCCUCGAAGAUACACCAGCCUACCAUAACUGGCCCGGCGAGAACCUCGAGGUCAUCUACGGCGAAGGUCUCUACAUCGGCUACCGACACUACGACCGCUCCAAGAUCGCGCCGCUCUUCCCCUUCGGCCACGGUCUUUCCUAUACCUCCUUCGAGUACGGCCGCCCCUCUCUAUCCAGCCGCGUACUGACGCAGAAUGAUGGAGUCAUCGAGCUGUGCGUGGCCAUCAGCAACGUGGGAGACCUGGACGGCGCGGAGACGGUGCAGGUGUACGUCAGGGAUGAAAAGUCCAGACUGCCUAGGCCGGAGAAGGAGUUGGUCGCGUUUGAGAAGGUGACGCUGGAAAGGGGCGAGACCAAGCACGUGAGGAUCGAACUGGAUAAGUAUGCGGUGGGGUAUUAUGAUACGGAGAGGAAGGGGUGGGUGGCGGAGGAGGGCAGGUUUUUGGUUUUGGUGGGGAGUUCGGCGGGGGAUAUCAAGUGA
Molecule: messenger RNA, 2616 nt
Organism: Neurospora tetraspora
Lineage: Eukaryota; Fungi; Ascomycota; Sordariomycetes; Sordariales; Sordariaceae
Product: glycoside hydrolase superfamily
Exons: 5
Coding region: 1-2616 (871 amino acids)
Biological process (GO): glucan catabolic process
Molecular function (GO): beta-glucosidase activity
Source: RefSeq, a predicted model, not a curated record